This is a messenger RNA of Anguilla rostrata (American eel), 1426 nucleotides long. It is a transcript of the gene cops5, whose product is annotated as COP9 signalosome subunit 5. Gene Ontology annotation, cellular component: COP9 signalosome; cytoplasm. The coding region runs from base 219 to 1223 and encodes 334 amino acids. The record is from RefSeq and is a predicted model, not a curated record. Gene Ontology annotation, molecular function: protein binding; metallopeptidase activity; deNEDDylase activity. Gene Ontology annotation, biological process: protein deneddylation. Lineage: Eukaryota; Metazoa; Chordata; Actinopteri; Anguilliformes; Anguillidae. The transcript is spliced from 8 exons.
UUCCGUGUUUAUGGUAUAGUCCACUGACAUGGUUGUUUUGGUUGUAUGUCGGCAAACUGGAGCUAGCUAGUUAGCAAGCUAAUGUAGAUUUUCAGCAACUAUAAUUGCUGUUUACCUUCAUGGCAAAUCGAUAAAUUAGUAUUUAAAGGCACAUUGGAUAACUAGACAUUAAGACACAUCUUUAAGCAGUGAACUGAAGUUUUUUGAACAUUUGGAAAAUGGCCGGGAGCAGCAUGGCCCAGAAAACCUGGGAGCUUUCAAACAGUAUGCAAGAAGUUCAAAGCAUAGAUGAAAUUUAUAAAUAUGACAAGAAACAACAGCAAGAAAUUCUUGCGGCUAAACCAUGGACAAAAGACCACCACUAUUUCAAGUACUGCAAGAUUUCUGCUCUUGCACUGCUGAAGAUGGUGAUGCACGCCAGGUCCGGUGGUAAUCUGGAGGUGAUGGGGUUGAUGCUGGGGAAAGUGGACGGGGAGACUAUGAUGAUCAUGGACAGCUUCGCUCUGCCAGUGGAAGGCACGGAGACCCGUGUCAACGCGCAAGCAGCAGCCUACGAGUACAUGGCUGCGUACAUCGAGAAUGCCAAGCAGGUUGGACGUCUAGAGAAUGCCAUUGGCUGGUACCACAGUCACCCUGGCUAUGGUUGCUGGCUGUCGGGCAUUGAUGUCAGUACACAGAUGCUCAACCAGCAGUUUCAGGAGCCUUUUGUGGCAGUGGUGAUUGACCCUACCCGAACCAUCUCAGCUGGAAAAGUCAACCUAGGGGCAUUUAGAACAUAUCCCAAGGGCUACAAGCCCCCUGAUGAGGGUCCCUCAGAGUACCAGACAAUUCCACUGAAUAAGAUUGAAGAUUUCGGUGUCCACUGCAAACAGUACUAUGCCUUGGAAGUGACUUACUUCAAAUCAUCACUGGACCGCAAACUGCUGGAGCUCCUUUGGAACAAAUACUGGGUGAACACGCUCAGCUCUUCGAGCUUGCUGACCAAUUCGGACUACACCACGGGCCAGGUGUUCGACCUGUCGGAGAAGCUGGAGCAGUCGGAGGCCCAGCUGGGGAGGGGCAGCUUCAUGCUGGGUUUGGACACCCACGACCGGAAGUCCGAGGACAAGCUAGCCAAGGCCACGCGAGACAGCUGCAAAACUACCAUAGAAGCAAUCCACGGUCUGAUGUCACAGGUUAUCAAAGACAAACUCUUCAAUCAAAUAAACACGUCUGCCAACUAACCCUGUCUGAAAAAGGGACAAAUAGACAUGCCCCAUUGCAGACACAAGCUUCCCCUCUUAAAUUUUGUUUGUGGAGAGAUCAAGACAAAAUGACAACAAAAAAAAAACGCAACCAUCUGACUGGCAUUCAUAAUUUCGCUUUUUUGACAGAAAAAACUUUCCUGCUGUAGUUCCAUGUUAUUAAACCUGUACCAAUGAAAGGA